AUGAACAUAAAUGAAAUUAUAGAAAGCAAUGAAGCUAUAAAAGCCCAAUUUAUCAUUAUAGACUCAGAUUCAAUUACUGCAAAUCACACUUUUUAUUAUUCUCUCGUUUGAGAAGAUAUUUCUAUAGACAUCAUUGAAGAAGUACUUAAAUCAAUUAGUGGGCUUUAUGAAAAUGGAAUUGAGUUUUAUAAUCUUCCAGUUUACACAAUUAUACUGAACAAGACUCCGUCUUUAAGAAUUCUUUAUGAUCGAAGAUAUAUUGACAAAGUUGCAAAGCCAAGGGAUGAAAAUUCUUUAUCUUUAAGUGAUUAUGUUCAGAAUAUGUGAGAAUCUGUCAAUGAAAUUUUUUUUAAUACAUGAUUUGAUCAUAGUUCAUUCCUGGAGGUUAUUCCUAAAGAAGAAUUAAAUAAUCCUGAUUUUAUGAGUGGAGAUCCAAUUGCAAUUGGAGGAGACUCAUUAAUUUAUAAAAAUAUUUUAUUUGGUCAAGAGGUUGCAAUAAAAGUUCCUAAGAAUACGCCCAAUUUAGAAACACUGUGAAAAGAACUAAAAAUGGCCAUGCUUUCUCAUCAUAAAAAUGUUUUGGAUAUUUUAGGUGUUGUCAUAAGCGAUAAUAAAAUUGGGAUUAUAUCUGAAUAUUGCGAACGUGGAACAUUAAAACAAUAUUUACUGGAGCAUAGCAUAGAAAUAACAGAAAAAGACAAGCUGAAUCUUCUAAUUGGAGCUAGUUAUGGCUUAAUGUGAAUCCACUUAAGAGGGAUCUGCCAUCUUGACAUAAAACCUCAAAACAUUUUAAUUGAUAAAUUUAACACUCCAAAAAUAUGUGAUUUCAAUAUCAGCGAAUUUCAAAGUAGCAAAACAACAACCAAGGGUAAGUGCACACUUAUAUAUGCUUCUCCAGAACAAUUACAGGCAAAAAUAAUUGACAAAUCUUCUGAUAUUUGAUCAUUUGGUAUGACAAUGUUUGAGAUCUUUUUAAAUGAAAAACCAUUUGAAAGAAAUAUACAAAUUACAAAUCAACAAGGAUUGGAGUAUUUUAACGAACGGCAUCAAGAAUUUAUGAGUAAUUUGGCAUUUAAAAGGUGAAAACCUUUAAUAAUAGCUGAAUUUGAAAGAAAAUUCCCUUUUAUUUGUUCAAUCAUCAGAGAAACUUGAUCGUUCGAUAAAUCUUUAAGGCCUUCUUCAAAGAAGAUUAAUUCUGAGCUAAGAGAAUGCGAAUUGAUAAUGGGAUCUAGUGAAAAUAUUAAUUCUUAA
This is a messenger RNA of Blepharisma stoltei, 1251 nucleotides long. The record is from the annotation of a GenBank genome assembly. Lineage: Eukaryota; Ciliophora; Heterotrichea; Heterotrichida; Blepharismidae.